Messenger RNA from Mercurialis annua (annual mercury), 2660 nucleotides. RefSeq lists its product as uncharacterized. The transcript is spliced from 5 exons. The record is from RefSeq and is a predicted model, not a curated record. Gene Ontology annotation, molecular function: zinc ion binding; nucleic acid binding. Bases 1254 to 2660 code for a protein of 468 amino acids. Lineage: Eukaryota; Viridiplantae; Streptophyta; Magnoliopsida; Malpighiales; Euphorbiaceae.
AUUUACAAGAAUGCCAUAAUGGCAAACUUGUAAAUAAUUGAAACUUCAAAUAAAUAUCUAGAUAUUUUCCUAAGCUAAACUUGGUGCCCAAGUCUCUAUAUCAUCUUCUCCAUUUUGUGGGUGCCGAAUUCUUCACAAAACAAAACACAAAAAUUUAUACUUUCAUUUUCUCUCAAAACUUUCUUCACGAAAAUCGUCGGAAAUAUUGCGUAGAUCGUGUGUGUGUGUUUGCAUGUUCGUUUGAGAUCCAGCGAGUUUUGUCGCGGAAACCGGCGAGCAAAGGUUUUGAAUAUUCGACGGGUGGUAUUUUUAUAUUUGGAAUAAGCGAGUACUGCGAGUAGUUUGACGUGUGGAUUUCCAAUUUCUUGUUCCGGAAAUCCCUGGCUUGUAUAAGUGAGAAUGACUUUCCUUUAUGUGUCUAGAGUUGCAGUAGCUAGAAUAAUGAACGGUGAUACCCUAGUAGUCGUUGGACUUAUUUAUGCUUUAUAUUUUAUAACGCUUAAACUCUGAUGAUAUGUAAUAUGUGAAUGCUGUGCGAAAGUCCGAGCGACUGCACUUGAAUAAAAUGCGGCGAACGCAUCUGCAUAGUGAAAUGCAGUUAAGUCCAUUAGAGAAAUGGCCUGCAUAGUGAAAUGCAGUAAUUACCAUAGUAAGAUGGUAUGCAUAAUGAGAUGCAUGAUAAACCAUAGAGAAAUGGUUUUGAAACUAUAAUGCAAUAAUUAAAGAGAAAAUUAUGUGCAUGUUUUAAAUGGUAAUUUUUAUAAGAACGUUUUAAACUGCGAUUUUAAAAUGUUCGAAAAUGAUUUGAAUUCCGCGAAAAAUUUUAAGUGAUUUUUAAUAUAUUUUAAGGCUUGCUACGGGUUUCGGAGCAACCACUCCCAUUCCCUAGCGCCGGUCUCGAUGCCGAGAAUCGGGUCGUGACAAAGGUGGUAUCAGAGCAAUGGUCGAAAAACGGGCCAUUGUCGAGUUUGAUAUCAAAGUGAUGGUUUAUAAUCUUAAACCAUUACUAAUAUGUGAAAGGUGGUAUCAUUGUAAAAUACCGUAUGGAAUGUGAACCUAGGAAAUUAAUAUAUAGAGUCUACUGCAACAUAUAAGUUUCUGUCAUGUCAUUUGUUAAGUCAUCAUUUGUUUUUAAAUAUUCCCAGCUGUGCUCUAGGAUCGAGUCUGUAUGCUUGUUAGGAGUAAGUAGAGCCUGAUAGUAUACGAUUAGAACGCUUAGAUAGAUUUUUAAUAGACGACGUGCUUUGAUCAGAAUGGCUGAUCAGCAUGAGGAAAACAUUCAAGAGGAGAAUGUUCAUGAUGAGGAGUCCGUUCAUAACGAUGCGAUACCCGCAGCAGGCGAAGGUCGUGGUCGUGGACGUGGACGUGGUCGAGGUCGUGGUAGAGGCCGUGGGCCUAAUUUUAAUAUUCCGGGCUUUGAUUUCGAACAAUUUUUAGCUGGCAUAGCAGCCAUGCAAACGAAUCAAGCGGAAGUGCAAAAUAUGCACAGAGAGCAGUUGGAUUACCAACAGCAGAGAGUUGGUGCUAAUGUUGAUCGUGAUCUCGUUAUGGCUUACAUGAGGCUCAAGCCCAUGAAGUUUGAUGGAUCAAACGAUGCAUUAGAUUUCUUGGAUGAAGUAGAGAUGAAUGCUAGACGUCUUAAUGCUAGUGAAAGACAGUCUAUACUGAUGGUGGAGAUGUCAGUAAAAGGAUCUGCGAAGGAUUGGUUUCAAAGGCAUAUUCAACCAAGUAUGGGAGAGAUGACUUGGAAUGAAUUUGUCACUCGAUUUAAGGAAUUCUUUCUGCCGUUAUCAGUAACGGAGAAUCAUCGAGAGAAGUUGUUGAAUUUGAACAAGAUAGGAAAGACGGUGCAGGAGUAUGUGACGGAGUUCACAAGGUUGAGUCGUUUCACACCUGAUCUGAUGUUGGAUAGAGAUAGGGUGAAUUCAAGGUUUAUUAAGGGGCUAGGACCCGAAUAUAUUGGAUUGCUAUCUGAUGUAAGGAAGGAUUUGGUGCAAAUCAUCGAUAGUGCACGUCAGAUGGAAAGUACUUUGAUCCAAUUUGGAAAGAUCAAUGUUACUGGUGAGCUCGUAAGAGAAGGAACUGCUAGUUCGAAUACGAACAGGUUCACUGGACCAUAUCGUAAAGGAUUUAAGAAAGGAAAGAAAGAUAGGAGGUUCAGUAUGUCUGGAUCAAGUUCUAGUGGACGAAGUUCAGGAGGAACAGUACCACUAUGUAAUACUUGUGGGAAGAAGCAUUUUGGGGUAUGCUUUAUGACGAGAGGUUGUUACACGUGUGGGCAGCAAGGUCAUUUCUCAAGAGAAUGUCCUAUGUCUAGACCACAAGGUUCAAGUGCUAGUGUUGUUCAACCAGUGUUUCAACAACCUAGACCUGUAUAUCCUGCAGUGUCUGGGCAGGCACAGAACCAGAAUGUGUUUAAUGGACAACGUGGAAGAGGAUAUGGUUUUGGUAAUCGUGGUGGAGGAAGGACCAUAGGCGGACGAGGAUCUGGAGCAACUGCUAGCGGAGGGCAGGCUAGAGUUUUUGCGAUCAAUCCUCAAGAGGCGAAUGCGUCGAAUGCGGUAGUGCAAGGAAUUCAACCUGUGAUUUUGCAAAACCCAUUGUUAGUAGCUACACCUGUAGGCGAAAGCAUAGACGUUACUAAUUCGACGUCAUCCUAG